Molecule: messenger RNA, 1563 nt
Organism: Phytophthora sojae
Lineage: Eukaryota; Oomycota; Peronosporomycetes; Peronosporales; Peronosporaceae
Exons: 2
Coding region: 1-1563 (520 amino acids)
Source: RefSeq, a predicted model, not a curated record
AUGGUGGCGUCACGGCUCGCUGCUGCGACAGCAAUGGCGCUAUUGGCUCUGACAGGCGGCAACGCCGUCUUCGGAGCCUCAUUCCUCCCGUCGCUCAAGCUCGGCUUCAAGGUACACCGCUCCACUAUGCAAGUCUUCGGCACCUCCACCUUCGACGUCUUCGUCAAGCCCGUUCAGCGCGGAAGCAGCGUCACCUUCGACGGCAAGGCCUCCUUCGAGCAGGAUGGCACCACGUACAACUUUGUGCUCAUCGACAAUGUGCCGUACUACGAGGUGGUCUCCAGCACCUCCAACUCGACCACGUGCCUCCCAACGGAUAACGUCCCGAGCGUUCCUGACAUCGUGGAGGCCCUCGCAUCCGCCACCGCAGUCUCCAGUGUCAACACGGACCAAGACAUCUCCUGCACCAACGGGACGUGGCUCAGCACCAGCUUCGCCGGCGAGCCGUAUGUGCUGUGCACGGGUGCCGAGGCUGACAGUGGCAACUUUAUGGUGUAUGGAGAGGACCUAAGCGUUUCGUUUGAGUACUUUACGGAGGACGUGUCAAUUGCGAAGCCAACCAACGCUCCUUCCGACUGCGAGGCGGUGACCGGAGAUUCCGUCGCGCUGUCUUCACUGGGCCAGAUCUACGGUCUCACGACGUCAGGAUCGCGCCGUGCGCUCAAGGAAGAGGCCGGGGCCGCGCACCUCGCGAGCUCCAAGUGCACGUGUCAGGGCACGACGCGCCCGUGCCUUUUCUUCCACGGCAUGGACGUCGCUGCGGACGGGGGGAUCGUGGAUGAAUACUCGUUCUUCGGGGACAUCAAGGAGCACGCGCCAUGCUGCUCGUCCUUCCACUUUGCGAUCCUCAACACGGUGGACUACGCAUGGUACAACGAUACGCUGCAGCAGAAGGCUUGCAACGCCGCCAUGAAUGUGACCACGGGCAGAACGGACAGCGGGGAGACGGUGAUCAACGACCUCAUCGUGGUGGCUCACUCGAUGGGCAACAGCAUGUUCGCGGGAGCGUUGGCGACUGGCAAAUGCUCGAUCGGCAAGAACGUCGACUGGGUGGCGUUGAGCGGGCCCAUGAAGGGCAGCAUGGGCUCCGACUUCAUCUACCAGAUCUGUGGCAGCAGCAGCAGCGACUCGGAUACUCUGCUCGCGAAGUUUGGAGGACUCAUCGGUCAGUGCCCCGGAACGACAACGCGCCGCUCGCUGGUGUACGACGGCGGUAAAUACUGCGACGCCGCCUGCUCGCUUCGGUAUGCUGCUGCGCGCGCCAUGUACGCCAAGUACGUGACUGCAGGCAUCUGCGGCACGACGUACAAUGGACUCAUCUCGAAGGAGUACGCGGGACUGCUGGCGGGAGGGCUGCUGAUCCCGCACCACUCGUCCAAGAACGAUGGCAUCGUCGAGUUCCAGAGCUGCGUUGGCGACUUGGACGCGUCCAAGUUCGACACCACGUACGCCAGCACCUGGUACGCUGCGAAGCUCAACCACGCAGACACGACUUUCCACGAUGGCGACGGGCUGUUCAGCAGUGCGCAGAAGCCCCUGAAGUGGUUCGAGUGCCUGCUGUAA